Molecule: messenger RNA, 6437 nt
Organism: Pseudomyrmex gracilis
Lineage: Eukaryota; Metazoa; Arthropoda; Insecta; Hymenoptera; Formicidae
Product: arginine-glutamic acid dipeptide repeats protein-like
Exons: 8
Coding region: 678-5249 (1523 amino acids)
Biological process (GO): regulation of DNA-templated transcription
Cellular component (GO): nucleus
Molecular function (GO): transcription corepressor activity; sequence-specific DNA binding
Source: RefSeq, a predicted model, not a curated record
UCACACCAGUGGACACUGUGUUACACAGUGUUGCCUGUAUACGUAUCUGGAAAGCACCCUCCCUGAGAGACUUUCUAUCUAGUAAAAUCAUCAAUCCUUAUCUGCGUUUUGGCUAUUCCUUCUUCACAAAGAAGAUAGGUAACGCGCAGUCUAUUUCUUAUAUGUAUAUGGAAGUGUCUCGCAAGAAUCUCGAAAUCGAUGUUGCUUCUCGAGUACGCCUGGUCGCGUCGCUAGCGUGCGCUUGUAUUAUGGCUGCUGCGUUUGGGUUCGUGAUUACUGAUGUGCUGCAAAGAGACGAAGAUCGUUGACGACCUCCGCCGCGAUUUUGUACAAGCAAUCAUCGCGAAGAGUUUCUCAAUCAGUAGUAUUAUUGUGAGUUGUCGGCAAAUAGUACGCGUCAAAUGAAUCUGAGAAACGGCGUAUCUCAUCCUCACGAAGAGACGAUGACGCGUGCACGUCGUUGAAGCGGAAGGAGAAAGAGAGAGAGAGAGAGAGAGAGAAAGAUAUAUGUAUAUACAUAUAUAUAUCACACACACACACACACAUAUACACAUAAAGUGGUCCGCUGCCUGGAAAUAACGGGGUUCAGGGGGUGGAUGAUAGAAAUUUACUGAAAAUCCAAAGGUCAAAGCCUCAGAACGCUGGAGAAAGACAGUGCGGCUUCGGAGGAGGGGGAGAUGUCAGCAGGCACCCAGGGCGAGAUACGUGUCGGCCCUUCCCAUCAGGAGUUGGUUUCUUGUCAGGCCCGUUUGCCUGAGUAUCGGCCGGGUAUACCUCCCGGAGAGCUGCCACCCGAUCCCGAAUUCUCCAAGGAACGAGAGGAGCUAAGAUGGAUACCAGCCAUGGCUUUGGACGGAGAUCUGCUUAUGUACUUGAGGGCGGCUCGCUCGAUGGCCGCAUUUGCAGGCAUGUGUGACGGCGGGUCUCCGGACGAUGGUUGCGUGUCUGCAUCACGAGACGACACUACCAUCAACGCGUUGGACAUCUUGCACGAUUCUGGCUAUGAUCCCGGCCGAGCGCUUCAGGCACUCGUCAAAUGUCCCGUACCGAAAGGCAUCGACAAGAAGUGGUCCGAAGAGGAAACUAAACGAUUCGUCAAGGGUCUACGGCAGUUCGGAAAAAACUUUUCGCGUAUUCGGAAGGAUCUUCUACCUCACAAGGAUACGCCGGAGUUGGUUGAGUUCUAUUAUUUAUGGAAGAAGACGCCAGCUGCGAAUAAUAAUCGGCCCCAUCGACGACGCAGACAAAGUUCGCUGCGACGAAUUCGUAACACGCGCAAUUCACGUGCCGGCACACCUAAGGACGAAGUGCCGACACCUACUAAGGACACACCGCCGGCGUCUAAUAUUAGCGCAAAGGAAGUCGCAGCCGAAGCGGAAACUGUGCCGGUCGGCACACCUGCCAGCCACAAUCCCGGUGGUGAAAUCAGUUCUGUGACAGAGGACGAUAACUCGGAAGAAGACAGCGAUUCACGUGAUACGAAUACGAACGGCGCUGCACAUUCUUGUCAACAUUGCUUCUCUAGUAGCUCGAAGGAUUAUCAAGUAGCUGGUAAAGAUCGACUGUUGCUUUGUGCGGAAUGUCGAACACACCUGAAAAAAACUGGAGAAUUGCCUCCCGCGCCACCAUAUUUGUUUCGCCCAGUGCCUGCAGAGUCACCGGAGAGUCCCGGUAGAAUGCGCACACGGAACAAAGCCAAAGAGACACCGAGACCCGCAAGACCGCGACGUACAGGUGGCACAGACACGCCCGAUCAAGAUAGACAGCAACAGCAAACACCUGAUAAAAAUAAGAAGAAGUCUGGCAAAGCAGAUACGCCGAAAAAAGCUCAAAAACGCUCGAUUCAGGUGGAAGACGUCUGUACCGAGGAAGAUAAGGACGUACAGAAGCGAAAACGCGGCAGCGAACGGCCCGAUAGUCCGUCCGAAUCGCUCACGACCGACAGUAAUUCCCUGAUGGACGAGCCAGAGCGUGAAACAGAAGGUGACGCCAACGAGAACCAACCGACACCGCCAACGGUUGCCGGCGUGACCGGUGUAGAAGAACCGAUCAGCAGCCCAGCUAUCACAACGUCUGAAGAGCCAUCCGAGCCAACGCCGACAUCUACACCGGUACCAACCGCGAUACAAAGUCUACCGAUAUCGGUGCCAGUCAUACACGGUUUAGACAAGAAGCCUCCUACUUUACUAGAUCAAGAACCGAUAGAUCAGAGUAAGGACCAAGCGGAAGACGUUCCGCUGGCUAUGAAUCAGCCAUUGAAACUGGAGCCUGUUCCGAUUGAGUCGACUAUGUCACCGACAAUGUCCAAUGAAGAAGUGGGCAAAGAACCUGAACCGACUCAGUUAAAUUUGAGCACAUCUGCACAGUCUAUUGGAGCGAAUCCAAACGAUACCGGAUCUGCAGUUACGCUCCGCAACUUGUCACAACAGAUACCUGGUAUUAUUACGAGCGUAAGUUCGCAAGCGGGUAUGCCAAGUUCGCAGAUUCCGGUGAUAUCGCCCAGUCAGCAACAGAGCAGCGCAGGACUACCUACAAGUCUCAGCAUGCAAUAUGUGCCGCCUCCGCCGCCGGUGCAAAAUAUGCCGCAAAAUCUAUCACAAAACAUACCGCCGCAAAUGGCGCCAAGCACGAGUAUGGGACCAACAAACCUUCGCAGCCAUGGCGAAAGCUUGCCUUCUGCACAGUCAUUACCACAAAAUAUGUCAGGACCACCGCCGUUAAAUCUCAACAUUUCGCAGAAUGUAUCAACCGGUAUAGGCGGUCCAAUCAGUCAGAUAUCGCAGAUGCCGCCUAUGCCGAGUCCGCCGUCACAACCACUCGGUCUGACUAUGAUGUCAUCUGAAAACAGAAAUGCUGAGAGAUUGACGGACGAACGGUUAUCGUCAGGCGAACGAACACGCGACGGUCGAGUUCCCGAUUCUCGUAUGAUGACAGAGCGCGUUCCGGAACGUACGAACGAGAAUAACGAAUCUGAACGACCAGAACCUAGCAGUCUAUUUCAGCCAAUACAAUCCAGCGGAAUGUUGCCUGAUAAGUCUGUGGGUAUGUACAAUUUGGCCAGUACUCCUCCAAUGGAGCCACAAAAUUUGAAGAUCAAACAGGAGAUCAUACCACCAGAGCCUGAUCCUUUGCAAAGCCUGAAAGAGGUUAAAGUACCGGGCUUUCAGAGCUCUUCUUUCCCCGGUCCGAGUCUUGAUAAUAUCAAAAAGGAUCCAGACGGUGCGAGUAAACCACCUACGCCGAGUAAGCACUCCGUGCAGCCGGUAAGUCAGACGGUACCGCCAAUUCAACCAGUCGCAGCAUCGCCAACACCAACGCCAACACCAACACCUAGUUUACCACCACCGCCAAGUUCAAUACCUCAACCAGUUAUGCAUCCAGCACAACAGCCAAGCCCGCACAUGGCCCAUCCCUUCCAUCCACAUCAUCCGUUGAUGCAUCAUUCGCUUUUUACCGCUAUGCAUCCAUACCAUCCCCACGCUUAUCCUGGAUACGCACCGGGUUACCCGUCUUUUCCGCCGUAUCCUUAUGGACCUCCUGUGCCUCACGCCAUUCCGCCACCCUCACCUCAACGAAGCCAGGAGAGCAACACGAUGAUGACCGCACAUCACGCCAGCACCAGUUCGAGCGUUACAAACAGAGAAGAAAGCGAAAAUCUGAUCGCGAGCCAUCAUCACUCGUCAAGUAUGCAUCAGCAACCGACGACGAUGCACCACGAAAAACUUCUAACAAUCUCUUCUCACAAUUCUCAUAGUCAUUCUUCAUCACACAGUAGCCAACGCAAACCGUCGCUUGUGUCGGCUACGUGUUUGACUUCAUCUUCGAAUUCGGUUCAUCAUCAUCAUCGACCACCGCAGCCACAGCAGGCACCAAUCGUGUCAGAGCCGAAAAUCGAGCAAGACAUGGAGACCGAAUCGGAAGAACCCGUAAGUCCUCGAGGACCUUCACCGGAACCACGAAUUGAGGAUUCCGAAUGUCAUCGAUCGCAGUCAGCAAUUUUCCUUCGGCAUUGGAAUCGUGGCGAGAACAAUUCGUGUACUCGCACCGAUUUAAUGUUCAAACCUGUGCCAGACUCUAAAUUGGCGAGAAAACGGGAAGAACGUUCACGUAAACAAGCAGAACGAGAAAGAGAGGAACGCGAUCGUGCUGCUGCUGCAGCACAACAGGCUAGAAAAAUGACUACGCCCGAGAAACAACCUGAGGUGUGUAAACCGCCUAGUCGUGGGCCUCUCGAACCCAUUGUCUCGCCAUACGAUCGAUACGCUACGCGUCCAGGUUCAUAUGCGGACACUCCAGCGUUGAGACAGUUGUCGGAAUACGCAAGGCCUCACGCUGCUUUCUCGCCUGCCAGGCAUCCAGCUCCACCCGAUCCGAUGUUACAGUACAUUUAUGGACGCGAGGCAGCUGCAGCACAGAGACUAGAGUUGGAACACUUAGAACGUGAGAAGAGAGAACGUGAAAUACGCGAGUUGCGCGAACGAGAGUUGAAUGAUCGUUUAAAAGAAGAGUUACUUAAAGGUACACCUAGACCAAUGCCAGCACCGCCAGUUGAUCCACAUUGGUUGGAGAUACACCGUCGAUACGCCGCCGCUGGUUUGGCACCAGGUCCUUCCGGACCACCUCAAGCCUUGCAUCAGUUUGGUUUGGCUUACGGAGCUCCUCCAGGACCGAGUCAACUCGAGAGAGAACGACUAGAAAGGCUAGGGAUUCCUACUGCAGCCGGCGGGGGGCCAGCAGGCGGAGCGGCUGGCCAUCCCGUGGCGGCUCAUCAUCAUGGCCAGUUGGAAGAGCGACUGGCUUUGGCCGCUGAUCCGAUGGUCCGAUUGCAAAUGGCCGGCAUCUCGCCCGAGUAUCACGCUCACACUCACGCGCAUACACAUGCGCAUACGCACUUGCACUUACAUCCGGGACAGCAACAGGCCCAACAGCAAGCACAGCAGCAGCAGGAAGUUGCCGCAGCUGCGGCUGGAUUUCCCCUGCCGGCUGCGGCUGGUGCCAAUUAUCCCCGUCCCGGGUUAAUACCACGUGAUCCCGCUUUGGCGCUUCACCCAGCGGAAUUAUUGGGAAGACCAUAUGCGGACAUGGCAGCACACCACGAACAACUGCAACGACACCUCAUGAUGGAGCGUGAUAGAUUUCCUCAUGCGUCUCUUAUGGCUCAUCACGAGGAGUAUAUAAGACAACAACAGCGUGAUCGCGAACUUAAAGUUCGCGCACUGGAAGAAGCCGCACGUGGAGCGCGUCAAUAAGCACAAUUUGUAUAUAUAUAUAGAUAAAUACUACACACAGACACACACAUACAUAACAGCCUUGAUCGUUUUAUCGCGAUACAUAAAACAAUAUUAAAGUAAUGAGAUAAAAAUUUGAUCAAAAUCUUGUUAUAACUUAUCUCUUACAAUAAAAUUUAUUUUUAUGGUCUUUCAGAUCAUUAGCGAAAAUAUACAUGAGUAAAACAUCUUCGAAUGUUAAUAUAUAUGAGUGUGCAUGCGCGCGCGCCUGCGUGUGUAUAUGUGUAAUGUGCACGUACACAUACGUAUACAUACAGCAAUAACGAUUGUAAUUCGUGCAAAUGUAAAUAUAUGAUUUUAGUCCUAGUACUAUAAACCAAUCGGAAUUGUAUGCCUUCAUUUUUCGAACAAUCGCGAGUCAUCGAAGGUUGUUUUAGUCAGUCAUUUCGUUUCUAGACAUAUUUAAAAUAUUAAGUAAACAAAAAAUCCGCGAGUCCCGCCGAAGCAACUGACUGAAAAAAUUCGGUAAGGUUUGCGACGUACGAUGGUUUUCUUUAUGAUUAGAUCGCGCUAUAGCACAACGGCGAUUUGACAAUUGGGUGAUUUCUCAAUUGUGAUUAGCCAAUUCAAGUGCUUGCAUGUAAUUUAACGCGAAAAAGCAUCUGUAUGCUACAAGUUUAAAUCUCUCAAAAAAUGAGGACAUACAUGCCGAUUAGUGUACAAGAGGAGUGCACCAUACCGUGCGGCUUCAGAGAAAGUAUUUCUCGAAAAUUUCUCUUCCGGGUACCUCUAUUACCGCAUGCCGUUCUCCUUCAAUCUUGAACCACUAGGAGACCGAAGAAGAACGGCGCGCGAUAGUAGAAGCAGCCAGAAGAGAAAUUUCUGAGAAAUACUUUCCCUGCAGCCGCACAAUAUGGUGCACUCCUCUGUACAAUCAAUGCGGCAUUCUUGGAGAGAAAAAUUAAGAUUUAUACACGACAAACAGAUUGAUACGUAAACUGUUUUUUAACCUAGAUAUAUUACACAGUUAAAUCACACCUUCUAUACUAUUGGCGUAUCAUCAAAUGCGAAUCGAUUAUCUUUUUAAUUUGACCUUAAUUGCAAAUGCCAAAGCGCUUUUAUAUGAUGUCAUUAGUAUAGAAGAGAGAAAGAAAAAUACCAGUAAGGAAUAUAAAUAAAAAAUGUAUAAUAAAUCAAACACAAUUUUUA